GAGAUCGAUCGAUCAUUCCACGGCGAAGGGUUUGAGUCGCGCGGCAGCGAGAGAAAGGAGAGAAAGCGGGGAAGGGAAGAGGAGAAGGGGGAGGAUAUGCAGGGGAUGGAGAGACUGCAUCGGAUCUUCUCGGGUGCCGGCGGUAUGGGCCACCCGCCUCCCGAUUCCCCUCAGCUCGACUCCGCCGAGCAGGUCUACAUCUCUUCCCUCGCCCUCCUCAAGAUGCUCAAGCACGGGAGGGCCGGAGUGCCUAUGGAGGUGAUGGGGCUCAUGCUGGGGGAGUUCGUGGACGAGUACACCGUCCGGGUCGUCGACGUCUUCGCGAUGCCUCAGAGCGGGACGGGCGUCAGCGUGGAGGCCGUCGAUCACGUCUUCCAGACCAACAUGCUUGACAUGCUCAAGCAGACAGGAAGACCUGAAAUGGUUGUCGGAUGGUACCAUUCUCACCCAGGCUUUGGUUGUUGGCUUUCUGGUGUUGACAUAAACACGCAGCAGAGUUUUGAAGCCCUGAAUCCGAGGGCAAUUGCUGUUGUAGUAGACCCGAUCCAGAGCGUAAAGGGUAAGGUGGUCAUUGAUGCUUUCCGCUUGAUUAACCCCCAGACUAUGAUGCUUGGCCAGGAGCCUCGUCAAACAACAUCCAAUGUUGGGCAUCUCAACAAACCAUCCAUUCAGGCAUUGAUCCAUGGGUUGAACCGGCAUUACUAUUCUAUAGCCAUAAAUUACCGGAAGAAUGAGCUCGAGGAGAAGAUGUUGCUGAACCUUCACAAAAAGAAAUGGACGGAUGGAUUGAUACUUCGCCCAUUUGACACCCAUUCGAAAACCAAUGAGCAGACCGUCCAGGAAAUGUUGGAUUUGGCUAUCAAAUAUAACAAAGCAGUCCAGGAGGAGGAUGAGCUUCCACCUGAAAAGUUGGCUAUUGUAAAUGUGGGAAGGCAAGAUGCGAAAAAGCAUCUGGAAGAGCAUGUCUCUAACUUGAUGUCAUCAAACAUAAUUCAGACUCUGGGUACUAUGUUGGACACCGUCGUGUUUUGAUAGCGGUUUCGAGUUGAGGACUUGUUUUGCUUUCAACUCAGCAAAAUCAUUUAUCAUUCCGGUUCCCUUUUGUUGCCAAGGAAAACGUUUGUUGUCGAUGCCUAGUGUUUCAAUGGAACAUCAGGGCCUGUACUAGCAAGUAGUCUAAUUGUAGUCCUCGACCAACUACGUUGCAGUGGUUAUAUUAUUAGCACAAUGUACUACUGGUUGGGUUUUUUGGGUACUAUUUUGCCCCUUUCUAAGUGACCAUCAUAAACUAUUUUUUUGGCAGUAUCAUGAUGCCUUCUUUA
Molecule: messenger RNA, 1322 nt
Organism: Musa acuminata AAA Group (dessert banana)
Lineage: Eukaryota; Viridiplantae; Streptophyta; Magnoliopsida; Zingiberales; Musaceae
Product: 26S proteasome non-ATPase regulatory subunit 14 homolog
Exons: 6
Coding region: 97-1032 (311 amino acids)
Biological process (GO): protein deubiquitination; proteasome-mediated ubiquitin-dependent protein catabolic process
Cellular component (GO): proteasome regulatory particle, lid subcomplex
Molecular function (GO): metallopeptidase activity; proteasome binding; protein binding
Source: RefSeq, a predicted model, not a curated record